Molecule: messenger RNA, 2343 nt
Organism: Halichondria panicea
Lineage: Eukaryota; Metazoa; Porifera; Demospongiae; Suberitida; Halichondriidae
Product: dynein regulatory complex subunit 2-like
Exons: 12
Coding region: 98-1600 (500 amino acids)
Biological process (GO): cilium-dependent cell motility; axonemal dynein complex assembly; regulation of cilium movement
Cellular component (GO): axoneme; axonemal dynein complex
Source: RefSeq, a predicted model, not a curated record
GAGUGUUGAAUAAGUUACCGUGACAACCCCUAAAGAAGAAGUAUUACAAGACACACACACCAAGACAGUGCAGGGCCUGCAAAGACACACACUCACAAUGGCGGACAAGAAGCUAGCCAAAAAACUGGCCAAGAUGUCUGAAGAGGACAGGGCGGCGUUUCUAGAAGAGCAGAAACUCCAGAACCAAGAGAUGCAAAAGAAGAAAGAAGAGAUGCUUACACGGUUCCUCAAAGAAAAACUGACCAAAGAGGAGAAGGCGACACAACUAAACAUGGUCAAGCUACAAAACCAAUGGAGAAAUAUUAUGCGAAAGUCCAAAACUGAAGAUCUCCGUAAAGAUGUUGAUGUGAUGGGUAAAACUUUUGAGAGGGUGGUAGACCGCAAAGACGCCAUAAUUCAGUCGUUGGCCAAGGAUCUGGAGGAAGCAGAGGAACAGUAUCAAGUGGCACUCAGAUCACAUAUACAGAAUCUUGACCAGCUCAUAGAUUUUCAAGAGAAGAGGACCAAGACCCUCAAAGAUGACUACACUAAAGAACUAGACGCUCUAAAGAAGGAAUUUGACAAAGAGAGAGAGUUUAAAGUGAGCCACCAUGAACAGGAGAUGAAGAGCCUCAGUGAUAUACUCUAUGCUAUGGAGCUCAAAUACAAUGAACGAGAGUCCAAAGCACAGCAUGAGUUUCAGAGCAUUAUGGAUGAACUAAAAAACAAGAAUCUCGAGGAUACACAUGCUCUGAGCGCUCACCGCAAGUCAGUGGUGGACGAGCUCUGGCAGGAGUUUCAGAAGGAAACCAAGCAGUACAAAGACAACACUGAGGAGAGGAAAUUGAGGUUCGAGGCGCUAAAGAAAAAAGACGAAGAGUCAGCUAAAACCAUAGCUCGGCAAAUGAGAAAGUUAGCCAAACUCCAGGAAAAUAUUAGUCAACUGAAGCAGAGGAUGUCUAUCAACGCCAAGGAGAGUGGAGAGAAAACUAAAGCUAUCAGAGAAGAUCGUGAGACCAUAUUGGAGCACUUUCGGGAGCUGAAACACGAGAUGACGAUAUCACGUGAGGGGGACAGAGGGAAACUGACCACGCUUACACUACAGAGCGAUACCUCCAUGAAGGAACUGGAGAGGAGGAAACAAAAGGGAGAGAAGGUCCUGAGAGUGGCUGAAAUGUGUCGUAAGCUGGAGACAGAGGAAGAGAAGGUGCUACCUUUCUAUGCCCCCUCACUCUCCCACGAGGAGACCCAAAAAGUGGCCAGUGUUGAGAAUGAGCCAGGACUGGAGGCAUUGGCUCAGGUGAUGCAUGAGUACACUGCAUUAGAGAACUUCUGGCGACGUUACAACAAGGUGCUGUUGGACAAACUGGCACAGGACAGAGAGAAGUUAUUACUAGAGGACGAGAAUACACAACUCAAGGCACUGCUCAAGCAAUACCUUGAUGGUAUUUCUGUGAAUGAUGAGAUUCUGAGUCGAUCCAAUCCCUUGUUUGUGGUGAGCAGUCAUACGGGUGCCCCCUCCCCAAUGGCCGUCCCUCUCGGAGACCCCAGGGUUAAACGAAAGCAGAGACAAACUGUAAACAUUGUAGAAGCAGCUCAUGUAGUCAAAAAUAUUGCUUGACAUUGUUUUAUUAUUAUAAUAAUUAUUGUGUUUUUGUGUUAGUGUUGGACAAGUGAAAAAUAUGAUCUAAAAAUUAUUCAUGACAUUGUGUUUCCUGUGUGGGCAAUUAGAUCUCGCAUUCCAGCUUAACUAUUUAAUUCAGCAAAAACGUUCUGAGCAAGCUAAAGAAACAGAAGUAUCAAACAUGUCUAGUGCUGUUGGUAAGACCACUGAUCAUAGGCCCGGCCAUUCCGGACAACCCAAGACCAAGUUUGAAUUCAACAUAGCUGAUCCAAUCAUGGUAGGCCAUCUCCGCAAGCAGGGAGAGAAGGGAACCAAGACCUUCAAGAGGAGGUUCUUUGCACUCUAUCGGAACUACUUGGUCUACUACACUGACCCAGUGCAAUGGCAAAGCGACAAAACCUAUCAGUCUUUCAGGUCACGAAAAGGUGCUGUCAAGCUCCAAGGUGCUUCGUGCAAGGCUGCAAUGGAUAGUGGGGUUCCUCAAGAUUGUAUUGCUGCCUUCAUUAUUCAUGCACCAGACCCAACCAACAAGAGAAAGACGUAUUUGUUGGAUACAGUGAGUGAGGAGGAGAGGACCCAGUGGGUGGAGGCCGUUAACAAAGCUAUCAAAGCUCCCCCAAAGGAAGGAGCCGCAAAUUAAGUCCUAACUCAUUUCAGCUUAUUCAUAAUCAUUUCUGCUGUUUUAAAAUAAUUAUUAUUUUUAUAAAUUAAAAUAUUGUCAUGAGACUUUUCGAGAUAAA